Striga hermonthica is the source of this 1172-nucleotide messenger RNA. NCBI's taxonomy places the organism in Eukaryota, Viridiplantae, Streptophyta, Magnoliopsida, Lamiales, Orobanchaceae. The record is from the annotation of a GenBank genome assembly.
UUAUGAAUGAUCUCAUAUAUUUGAGUGUUUAUAGACGUCGAAAAACACCUCCAAGAUGUUUAUUUAAGUGUCAAAAGAUACCUUUUAGGACGUAUCCAAACAAGAACGGAAGGCAUCUAGAGACCAAAAGACACCUUAUGGUCACCAAGGCCCUAGACUCCAAAUUUCCCUUGUCAAUCCUCUUCCUAAUCCCUCUACUUAUCCUCUUCACCCUAUCCCGAUACCGGGCCAAGCGCUACCCUCCCGGGCCCCGUGGUUGGCCCGUUAUCGGCAACAUGGACAUGAUGGGCCAGCUGACUCACAUCGGGCUGGCCCAUCUCGCCAAGGGCUACGGUGGCAUCUUCCACCUCCGCUUGGGCUCCCUCCACAUGAUAGUCGUGUCGAGCCCAGACACUGCCCGCGAAGUCCUCCAGGCCCACGACAACAUCUUCUCCAACCGGCCCGCAACUGCCGCCAUACGCUACCUCACUUACGAUCGGGCCGACAUGGCCUUCGCGCACUACGGGCCCUUCUGGCGACAGAUGCGCAAGUUGUGCGUAAUGAAGCUCUUCAGCCGUAAACGGGUCGAGUCGUGGGCCUCGGUUCGGGAUGAGGUGGACGUGAUGGUCCGGGCCGUGGCCGAGGCCGCCAGCUUGGGGAGGCCCGUCAAUGUGGGGGAGCUCGUGUUUGGGCUGACCCGGGAUGUUAUAUACCGAGCCGCAUUCGGGUCGGGCUCCAAGGAGGGCCGGGAAGAGUUUAUCAAGAUCUUGCAGGAGUUUUCGAAGUUGUUUGGCGCGUUUAAUGUCGCGGAUUUUAUUCCGUGGUUGGGUUGGGUUGAUUUGCAGGGUCUCAAGGGGAGGCUCGUCAGGGCCCGGGAUUCGCUCGACAGGUUUAUCGACACUAUAAUCGACGAGCAUAUGAGAAAGGAAAAGCCCGACGGGCCCGUGGAUAGCGACAUGGUGGACGAGCUUUUGGCUUUCUAUAGUGAUGGUGAUCAAGGAAAGGUUUCAGAAUGCGAGGAGUUAAAGAGUUCAAUCAAACUUACAAGGAAUAACAUCAAAGCUAUAAUUAUGACAUUCACUUGGCACCUUUGCUGCUACUCCUCAUACUUUCCCGUCGUGCUCUACCUCGUCGUCAUCCUGUCGGAAGGUGUCCUUACAAUCCUCUUGAUCCUGCAUCAGGCCUGCAGGUAG